AUGGAAAAUGUGUGUAAGGAGGAGGAGAAGGAGGAGGAAGAAGAAGAGGAGGAGCAACAGGAUGAGGCGCAGGAGGAGGAGAAGGAUGAGGCGCAGGAGGAGGAGCAGGAGGAGGAGCAGGAGGAGGAGCAGGAGGAGGAGCAGGAGGAGGAGCAGGAGGAGGAGCAGCAGGAGGAGCAGGAUGAGGCGCAGGAGGAGGAGCAGGAGGAGGCGCAGGAGGAGGAAGAAGAAGAAGACUUGUUCACCAUAGACAUUAUACUUACCCAAUACGAGGAGUAUGUAAUCGGCGCAAUAGGAAAUGAAGAAUUGAGGAGCUACCUAGAGAGGUUUAUGUUCCAGUACAACUGCCUAGCUGAAUGUGAAAAAAAAUUAAUUGAAAUCAUAAAAAGCUGUGAAAAUUUUGAGUGUAAAAAAUUUCAAGCCCAUUAUCUGUUCAUAACAAAUAUAGUAAAAGAAAUAUGCCACAUGGAAUUGAUCCCUAUAAUAUACAGCGAAAUAUUAGAAGAGAGGAACGCCAGAAGUGAAGCUUCCUACCUGAGUAGGGAUUACUUCAUAGAGGUAGAAAAUCGGAAAAAUGCAGAAGACAAUUUCAAGGUCAUCUGUAAAAGGGUUUAUAAAAAAUACAUCCUUGCGUUUAUUAAGCUGUUGUAUUAUUCAUCCAAUCUGCCACCCCAUUUGCUGAACAAUUUAAUAAGUGCUCUGUCCUGUAUGUGCAUAUUAAUAUCCAAGUAUGAUACCUUUAGCGAAACAAAUGAGAAAUUUUCGGAGCUUAUCUAUAGAAUAUUUUGGAAUUAUUUCUCGAAAAGUUUUCAUUUUCAACAUGAGAAUUAUAUUUUCCCGGAGGAAAAUGGUGAUGAGGAGGAUGAGGAUGAUACAUCAUCUUCCUACUACAGUGAAUUGCUAAAUAAGGAUAGCUGCUUUCCCUACUAUAAUGUCCAUCCUAUUUUUAGCGAUAAGAGAAGAGACGACGUAACAAAUGAGUCAGCGUCUGUGACUGCUCCUGUGUCCGUUUCGGCUGAAAAGGAGAGCAACAAUUUGCAGAAAAAAAGAAAAAGGAGGGAAAGAAAAAUUAUCGAAAACUCGAAAGAUGUAAAAGGGGAAUGUUUCCCGAACGAGCAAGUAGAAGAAAAUUUCAAGAAAUCUGACGACCCGCUAUUUGAAGGUCAAAUUCUGCCAGGAGCUGAUACAGCUGGUGGGGACAAGGAAGAGAGUGAUUCACAACAUGGGGGUGAUUACACCGUACAGGGUGUCCACUCCGCUGAAGGCUGCCCUCCCGUCGAAAGCAGUGCCAAUUGCGAAAUUGAAAACGCAGGUGACGACCAAGCCAGUGCUGUGGAGAUGAGCGAAACUUACGCCAGAGUGAACAAGCGGUUGCAUGCGCAAAGUGGUGAGAAAGAGGAGAAAAAAAUAAAAAGGGAUAAUGAGGGGGUGCAAUUAGCCAACUGCUCCACCUUGCUGAAUGCAGAAUGUACAGAAAGUAGGGAGCACAGUGUAGUCCAUAGCAGAGAUGAUGACAACAUAAGCAGUAACCACACCCAGGAAUUGCAAGCAGUGCAGGAUGUAGAUGAACUAAUAGAAGGUGAAAGGAAGGACACUGAUGCUCCGCCGUGUACUUGUCCGUCUGUGCAUUUGGGUGAUGAGGGGGUGGAGAAGUUGGCGGAGGUAUAUGGCGAGAAAGGGAGAGUCGUGUGGAGAGGCCUCGCAAAGGGGGACACAGCCGAACAUCCAGGUGGAUACACCGGAGGAUGUGCAAACGGGUACGCAGGAGGGUACCCAAGCGAGUAUCCAAUCGGUCACCCCACAGGGCUUAUGUCCGAACACCCCACCGAAGAGACUACCGAGCGGAGAGACCCCUACCCCAGUGAACAGGACCUAAACCACGAAAACGUCAUGUUCGUGAAUGUCCUUCUAAACGUGUACGUAAGUUUAUUUAACACGAGAAGUAAGAAGAACUUCUUGUUCUAUCGUGACAAUCAAAUGGCUUACAACGAGUUCCUCCUCGACAACGUUGAAAUUGUGAUUGACCAAAUGAAGAAAAUGCUGAUCAAGAUCAGAAACAACUUGAGUCAAUCCAUAAUUUAUUUUUUGAAACUCAAAUUUUUAAUUCUUCUGUUUCUGAUUAAGUUAGCGAAAAAAAACUCGAAGCGUGCCAACGGGGGGAAGUCCGACGAAGAAUCUAAGAAGCAAAGCGAAACCGUUCUAGGCGGGGACAACCAGCAGGUCCCUAGCCGAGGUGGAUACGUGAACAGCGAUAGCUAUGCUAGUGGUAACAACUACGCGAAUGGCCAUGGGUAUCAUAACAAUUUUGGAAGCUACUACGCUGGUAACGGGGGUCAGAAGUGCAACGGCAAUCCGAACGACCUCCAAAAGGGAAACCUGAACUACUUCCAAAACGGUUACCCGAACACACAAGAGUCGGAUUUCUUUCCCGUGUGGAGACGGAACGAAUCUGCGGAGGACAGCAAAAUUUAUGUCAACCCCCUAAGUAACAGCAGCAUGAUCAACAAUGUGGACACGGCGUCUGUGCGGAGCAGCAUCGAUGGGGUCGGCAGUGCCUGCGACAACAUCGCAGGCUACGACCUUGGCGUUAAUAACGCGCUGCAGGAAAGUUUAAUGAGUGGUACCGGUGUAGGAAGCGACGUCGUUAGCGGCAUCGGCAGUCGCAGCCUCUACCCGAAAGACCACAGUGGCACGUACGCAGAUGGUAGUAAUAGCACCCCCACUAUGGAUAAUAACUUAAACGAAAACAGCAUCCAUAUCGGUAACGUUUCCGAAAAUUUCAGUGGAGACUACAGCGAUGGCAUGACGAGUAGGAACCGAGGGAGUGACUGCAUGGGCGGCAGCAACGAAUACAGUGGUGUGUUUAACGCAACCACGAGUGGAAGUCCAGAUGACGUAAUAAUUUCAACUAGGUAUGCAGCCUCAUGUGGCAACCAAUAUGGUGUGCUAAAUGUUACUAAUGAUGGCUCUGUAGGUGGCCCUAACGAGGGCACUAUCCAUUUCAGUAAAGAUCCUCCCACAAGUGGCAGUCAAUAUGGACUCAUAAACGAUGAACCAUACAGUAAUGUAAAUCCCAGUUAUUGCAAUGGGAUGGUUGAGGGGGUGUAUAGGACCCCCGAUUACAGCACGUACGGUGCGUAUUACGUGCAGAACAACGAUCGGAACAACCAUCAGCGUGUUUCACCUGGGAAGGCCUUACAGAGCGAGAAUAGCGUGGAAAAAGACCCCGUCAGGAGCCACUACUCGCCGGGAAUCUUUAUCAAUAACGACUCCGCCAAAGGGAUGAACGACAUCUUUUUGAGCAACAUGAAGAACAACCUGUUUGCGAACAUGGUUGUAACCAAUCCAGACAUGGUUCGCUUGGUAUCCCCGGGGCAGAGCUGCCCCUACGAUGGCAGCAGCUUCCCCUUUGCCAGCAAAAGUAGGGAGGAAUUGGGAGACACUUGCAACUGCAAGGGGCAGAUGGACGGUGAGGAAGGAGCCCAAGUUGUAGAGGGGGCAGAGGACGAAGAAGAGGAAGAAAGAAGGAAGAGAAAAAAAAGAGAAAUUGAAGAAGAGUGGGAAGGAGAACUGAGUGCAGGAAACGAAUUUCAGAUGGAGGACGUAAUUUUAAAUCGUGAUUUUUUGAGAGAAAGUGUAAAAAAGAGUACAUUCGAAAUUGUCACAGAUAUGAUAAAUAACUUAUUUAGCAAUGGCUUCUUAGAGAUGCUGGACAUCCUGGUCAAGUGUGUAGAAGUGAAUUUCAAAGAUGAGAAUCUUACAUUAAUUAAUCGAAUUUUUUCGUGCAUGUUGAAGAGCAUAAAAUAUUGUAGCGAAUUGAGCAAGUACAAAAUUUAUAUGUUCAUUUUGAGCAAAAUAGACAGGCUUAUUAAGAGUAAAAGGUAUGAAGAGAAUAACUCGACUCUGAACAACAGCAGCUGCUAUUUUUUGCUGAAUUUGAUUUCUAAUUUGUUUAAGAGGAACAAAAGGAGGAAAAGAAGUAACAUAUGGUACUUGUUAUUCGAGAUCCAUGUCAAUAAAAUGAAAAGGAAGAAGAUUAGUAUGAAAGUUAAGUCGAUCAAGGGGGAUGAGCAGCAGGUUCGCAUGUACCCUCCCCAUAUGCUUGACGUGAAUGAUUAUAUAAAAAACAACAAAUGUAAGAAUAGUGAAUUGGCUACAAAAAUACUGAUAUCGUCCCUGAUAAGAAGCAAGCAGAAGAGUAAGCAUCUCAAAGUGGAUCAAAUGAAAAGCAACAGCGUAAGCGCGUCAGAAAAUGAAAACGAUUUGAUGUCCCUACGUGAUGGGAAGAACUUUCUAAUAAAUAAUAUAAUAAAUUUUUUGCUGGAAUGUUGCAUUAGCAAAGGCUGCAUUGUGAGAUUUAUGAGCCUUAGAAUCUUCCACAUGAUGACAAUACUCUUUAUCGAAUUUAUCAGACAUAGAUCUUUAAGCUAUGAAGAGAAGCUGCUUAAGUAUUAUAUCAUAAAAUCGAUUUAUCAGAAUUUCUUCCUCUGUAUUUUUAACAUUUUAAAAGAACCAGAGACGAACAUUUUUAUUUAUAUCAAGUUUCGUAAUUUGUGUGUGAGUCUGUUAUUUAUUUGCUCCAAAAUUCUGCCCUACAGUUUUCUGAAUGAGUUUUACGAUAAAGUUAUUUCUUACCAGCUCUGCUGUGUUGACUAUUUUUACAGAUACAAGGAGAGUCUUUUCCUGAUUGAUAAAGAGCGCGAUCACUAUGAUGACAGAACGUUGAGGAGCAUAUACGCCAUGUUCCUAAGCAACGCAAAGGACCUCUACCUAUUCGCCUUCUUAGUGGUUUUUAAGAAUUUCAGAAAUAUUAUGAACUUAAAAAUUUUGAAGGGCAUUUUGAAGGUUUCAUCGGAGGAGCUUAAGGUGUUACUGGGAAACCUGGUGUCGCAGCGAGAGGGGGAUGGCUCCGAGAGGAAGGACAGGCAGGAGAAGAAAGACAGGGUGGGCGCGACUAACGGGAUGGUUAGCGGCACGGUUAGCGGCGCUGUUAGAGAUGAUGUGAUCGUGUUCUCCGUGGAUGUGAGCGCGGAUUUGACGGUCGAUUCGGAAGGGGAAGUACAAAACGGGCAGCCCAGGGAGGCGCAAAACGGCGGCGGCUACCCCGUAGAUGCGAAGGAAUCGAGUAGCCUAAGGAAAAGAAAAGAAAGCAGCAAAGUAGAAUUGUUUCGAGUAAAAAACAUAAACAUGAAGGAUUUUCUCACCAACGAGAUGCAGAUAAAACUAGAAAUAAAAGAGCAAAAUGAAGAAGAAAAGAAAAGAACGACGUACAACAAUUUGUAUUUUAUUAACAUAUUCUACAUCGCAGAAUUAAAAAAACUUAGCACAUAUGACAAUAAUUUUAUAUAUUACAUUUUCAAUUGCAUUUUUUGUUUUCUGACUAUAUAUAUAAAUCGGUUCACUUUUUUCUUUUACUUUAUUGAAAACGAGAGCAACCAUCACAACAGCUGCAUUUACUCUGAUAAUUCCUUCAACAAUAAUAGCAGCAGCAAUGGCAACAACAGCAAAGACGUUGAGUAUUCAGGCGAAAUCAAUGAGCAAAAGUAUGUGUUGGAGCUUAUCCCGGAAAUUCUGACACUGUUCAGAGAUUUCUUACACAUUAUUACGGUGAUGGAGGAGAAUUUAAUCAGUGUAAAUAUCCAAUCUUUGGUGAAGAAAAAAACGAGAGGAAGCCAAUUGACAAAUAUACGAAGCCUCAGAAGAUUGGUCAUCCUAGAGUUACAGAAGUUUUAUUUCAUUUUCGUCAAACUGUUAAAAGUCCUUUUCUUACUCAACAGAAUAAAUGGCAACUCCAUAACCCCCUUUGAGUUUUUCUUUUUUAAACUGAUACAGUUGCUAGACAAUGAACUGAUAGGGGUUAACACCAAAAGACAAAUUUUAGAAUUCUUAAAAUAUUUCUCCUACAAGAAAAAGUUCAAGGAUACCAUCAUUAGCAGGAUUAACCAUUUCUAUUCCAAAUUGAGAAGCAAGAGGAAGAAAAUCUCGGACAUUUUUUCGAAAAAGAAAUGUAAAAAACAGGAACUGUACUUCUCUUCCAUCAGAAAGCAUGACAUUUUUGCUUCUAACUCAGAGUGCGUUGAUGAUCGCAAAGGGGAAGUAAGCGGCACCCUCGGAAGGGGAUACAAUCAUCCGUAUGGUUACGACAAUUCUUUCAAAGCAGAGGGGGAAGAGGAGAAGGUGCUAGAGGAGCCCCGCGUUGAUGCACCCCAGCUAGUGAAGGAACCAACGGGGAUGCCCCCCCCGACCAAGGGGGAACCACGAUCACAGGCGCACCAACUACAAGCGGAGCAAUCGAAGCAGUCUAAGCAGUCUAAGCAACCGCAAGACUCUCAACAAGCGCAACAACCGCAAGAGCCGCAGUUGUUGCAACAAACACAAGAACCGCAGGCGCCGCAACAACCGGAGACUCCACUGCUGCCACCCGAAACGGCUAACCAAAACGAGAAAAGGAAGUCGACCAGGAGGAGGUCUGGAAACAACAGCCGAAGGAGCAGGAGCAGCGCGAAGAAGGGGCAACCUGGGAGGAACAAUUCGGAGCAGGCCAUGGCGGCUGCCAUAGAAGCGGUAUCCAAGGAAGAAGACACAAAUCCCAAAAAUAACGGCGCAGACCAAGACAGGAAAACGCCAAACCAAGGCGGAAGUAAAAGACGAAGCCAACGGGGCAACGCAACCGGUGAUAAUGUCAUCGCCGCGGAAGCGGAUAAAACGGUACCCAGUACAUGUGCCGUCGACGCAGAGGGUGUAGAACCCACCAACGUCGCCACCAACAGUGUAGGGGCAAACGAUGAAAAAGGUGCGAACGAUGCAGACGAUACACAUGCGAGGACAACAACGAGGACAACCGCGAGGACAAGAGCAAGUGGAAGCAGGAGGAGGAAAUGCAGUAGCACGACCAAGGACGAAGUGAAGAUUGAUAUUGACCCAAGCUGCUUGAUCGGCGCAGAGCAGCUGAAGGAGCAGGAGGAAGAGAAGAACAAAUGGGAUCCUACGAAAAAUUGCAAAACAGAAAGUGAAGUAAAAAUGGAGCAGCAAGCGGAGGUGGAAAAUCCACCGAGUAAUACACCUGAGCCGGAAAUUAGGAGAAGCAGAUAUGGUAGAAAAAGUGGCGUUAACACGAAGGAGAAAAAUUUUAGCCUACUGAUUGAAGAGGAACAUGAGCAGAAAAGGAAACACAGGCGAAUGAGAAGGAGUAAGGCUUCAAGUGCGGGGGAUAGGAGAAGGAGAAACAGAGCAAAGAAGGAGGAAGAAGUUAAGGUAGAAGUAGCUAUGGAAGCUGCAGAAGGAGCAGCGGUAGAGGCGAUGGCCCCCCCCAGUGAGUUUCCAGGCGAUAUUCCUGGAAAUGCCACAAGCAGGGAACAACCCCAAAUGGAAAGCGACAAAACAUGUGACAAUAACAAUAAUGAAAUGGAUCCUGCGAAGAUAACGACAGAUGGCUUCUUCCCCGAAGAGGCCUCAACUCAGAAAGGAGAGACGAGGGACAUUUUGGUAGAUGAGAAAAGAGACUCAACGGCGAACAAAGCCGAGGGAGGAGAACAAAUUUUGGAACAUACAAAUGAGAAAAGCACUAGGUUAAAAAUUGUCCUAAACUGUAAUAGUAACAUGAUAGCCGAGAUGAACAGGUUAAAUUACUUUAGGAAGAACAGCGCUCUAAGCAGCUACAAAGAUUACAAGGUGGAAAAAAUUUUCUACGACAACUUGGAGCUGUUCCUAUUAAGCAUAUUCCUAUUUGAAAAGAGCACCAAAUUGAACAGCACGGAUUUUUUUUGGCAAAAUUCUGACAGAAUAAAUGAAGUAAUUGAGUUCUGCAAGAGGCAUCAUAUCGAUAGAGGGAUAGAAAAAAUUAUAAAGCAUUUAUUUUCUUAUUUAAGUGAAAUAAAAAACAACAAAAAAUAUAUCCAGGGAAUGAUAAAAUUAAUUACCAGCACGUUUUGGUACAUUCCAAUGUACAAAAUUUCGGAUUCCCCCUUUUUUUUUAUUUCCUUUUGUUGUCUCUUUAAACAUUCGAAGAAGAAAGAUGUGAACAAAAUAAUUAUCCAAAAUUUUAUUAUCAUUUGCUUGAAUUAUAUUGACACAUUAAGGAAGCGAACGUACACCAGAAGGAGAAGUCGCAUGUGGUUUAGGAGCCUCCAUCGUAGGAGAAUUGAACAAGCGGAGCAAAGAACGACAGAAGUUGGACAGAAUUAUGACAAGUUUGGAGCAUCUCCUGUGGAAGAUACGGGUCAGAAGGUUGUCACUGAGGUUGAGUGCACCAUUGAUGAGCCUGUGGAACGAUGGAUGGAACUACCGGGGCUGGCCGACGCAUCGACCAUUGUGCCAAUAGAGGCCACUGCUGAAGCAACAGGCAUAGCAGCAGGCGUAGAAACAGGCGUAGAAACAGACGUAGAAACAGGCGUAGAAACGGGCGUAGCAGGAGACGUAGCAGCAGGCCUAGAAACGGCCGUAGCAGCAGACGUAGCAAACUUAAGUGGCUUAAAUGGCGUGACGCCCAUAGGGGAUGUUGGGGUCAAGGAGAAGACAAGUAAACGCUCUAGGAGCAGAAAGGGGAGUAGCAGAAGAGGGGCCAGUAGAAGCUCGAGAAGGAACACCAAGAAGGGGGAGGGAGCGACUGCCCAGGUGGUAACGUUAGAGCAGGUGAUUGCGAAUAAGGCCCUAGCGGAGGAGGGAGGAAUCAACCAAGUGGCCACUGCUACGGUGGAAAUGGUUCCAGCGAUAGCCGCUGAAGGGAUGGCCACAGAAGAGAUGGUCGCAGAAGAGAUGCCCACUGAAGGGAUGCCCACUGAAGGGAUAGCCGCUGAAGACAUGGUCGCAGAAGAGAUGCCCACUGAAGGGAUGGUUUUUGAAGGCAUGGCAGCUGAAGCCAUGGUCACUGAAGAGGCGACCGCGAAACCAACAAAUAAUUACUACGAGAACAACUGCAGAAGUGGCCGCAGGAACAGCGGAAGUCACAGGGUACCCAGUGCGAUGAGCGGUGUAACGCCGAGUGAUUAUUUCCACCCCCGAGAGGUGCUCCUUUUCCAGCGAAACGAGCGAGAAGAGAAAGAAAUAACAGACAAGCUGCUCCUGAACCUGAUUAACCUGUACAUAAAUUUCAUGUGCUCCUUUUAUUUCUACUACUUAACUUUUUACGAAGACAACUACAGCAUUUUGAAGAACAUUUUAUUUUUAGGCAUAGAUAAGGUACUACAGAAAAAGGCGAAUAAAAAAUUGACUAGUUUUGUUUUGUCAUUUGUGUACAUUUUAAUGUGCCUUUUGUUAAAAGUGAAGAUAAAGGAGGAGUUCAUAUUAACGUUGAGUAGGGACAAAACAAAGGGGCAAAAGGAAAUGAGAAGAUGCCAACGGAGGAGAAGCGAAAAAAGAGAAUUUCGAAAAAAAGUGGAACAUAUUAGUGGAAAAAGCAGAAGUAAUGAAAACAAAAUAAGCGAUUUGCGCGGAACGGGAGCGGCAGCAAAUGACAAGAGACAAAAGGAGGAAGAGAAGAAGUUUGUAGUGAAAUAUUUAAUUAACCUUAUAGACGAAAAGAAAAACAGAAAUGUAAACCAAUUUAGCAAGAAAAAAUUCAGGAAAAAUAUAAAACAAGUUUUAUGUAUAAAAAAUGGUGAACAGUUGGAGAAUUACAGUUUUUUUCCAAAAAGGUGUUUCUACAAAAAUAAAGCGGACAAACAUAUAGAAAAGGUGUUCCAUGUGAAGAAGAAAAAAAAAUUAGUUCUUACAAGUUCGUUAAAUUUGAAGGAAAACUUAAAAAAGUUAAACAACAUUUGUGUUAAUUUUUCGUAUAAUUUUAUUUUCUCCCUUUUAUCGGAGCCCCUAGCAUUUGAAAAGAGCAACAAAUGGCUCAUCAGUCAUGUUUUUAAGAAAGAUAUGAAGAAAGACACCAACUAUGCGAAAUAUAACUUUCUUGAUUAUAUUAUAUAUUCAUGUUUUUACACCAUUUUUCGCAAAACGAAAUUAAUUAAGAUGGUGACGACAAAUUAUCAGAAGGUUUCGCCUGACACAAAAAAUAGCAAAAAAAAUAUGGGAAAUAUUAAAAUGAAGUCGUACAUAUAUAAUCAGAAAAAAUACUCCACCCUGCAAUUUUAUUUGGCCGUUGAAAUCCUCAAUUUAAUUUUUAACAAUUUAAAAUAUCUUCCAUUUAGUUCGAUAAAGCUAAUUAUUGACAUAUUUCUGAACAGAUUAUUUUUAAGCGUAUGGAUAGAUGGCAAGAAGGAAGAUAUAAUAAAUAAAUUUCAGAUAUUAUUUCACAAUUUUUUCUGUGAAAUUUUUCAUUUGCAAUCUGAGAAAAUUACGCAGUUGCCGUAUUUUGUGUAUCAAUAUCAGAAAAGUAUCUUUCUUGUAAAUUUGGUCAUAAACUCUGUUGUGUGCCCGAAGAAGAAGCCCGUGGAUAAUUUCAUCCUUCUGGACCUUUUGAACCACUGCUUCCCGGGACCCGAUUUGGACGACUGUAAUAAUUCGUCCGAUAAGAAGAACGAGGACAAGCAGCCCGUGGAGGGGUCGCAGCGCAUGUUGCGAAGCAUGAAGGUGAACCAUCCGAGUUGA
Molecule: messenger RNA, 10533 nt
Organism: Plasmodium inui San Antonio 1
Lineage: Eukaryota; Apicomplexa; Aconoidasida; Haemosporida; Plasmodiidae
Exons: 1
Coding region: 1-10533 (3510 amino acids)
Source: RefSeq, a predicted model, not a curated record